This is a messenger RNA of Branchiostoma belcheri (Belcher's lancelet), 4134 nucleotides long. RefSeq names its product aryl hydrocarbon receptor nuclear translocator 2-like. Gene Ontology annotation, cellular component: aryl hydrocarbon receptor complex; nucleus; transcription regulator complex. Lineage: Eukaryota; Metazoa; Chordata; Leptocardii; Amphioxiformes; Branchiostomatidae. The record is from RefSeq and is a predicted model, not a curated record. Gene Ontology annotation, molecular function: protein dimerization activity; DNA-binding transcription factor activity, RNA polymerase II-specific; RNA polymerase II cis-regulatory region sequence-specific DNA binding. Gene Ontology annotation, biological process: regulation of transcription by RNA polymerase II.
UGAGACGGCUUUUGUGUGGCAGCACAGAGAUUCGUCUGCCGUUUGUGUCACUGGGAGGGGAAGAUUCCUGCUGAUGGUCACGCUCAUGUCAACUGCAGGCUUUUAUUAGCGUUCUUGUACGACUUAGGAAGGUUUUAAAGAGUCCUGCGAUUGUCAUUAGGUGGUCGUCAGAGACAGGUUUGUUCCGGAUAGCCAGUUGCUGACAGGAGGAAGUUGGUGACUGCUUGCCCCAUCAUCGUCUCCGUCUGGGACAAAACAAAUUUAUCACAACCAACUUUUUCACAAGAGCGGAGAGGAAACCAGGUACGGUGGAGGCGAACAACUUCCCGCAGGGUGCCGACAUGUCGUCGGUGACCACGAUGGCGUUACCUGGCGCUGCAGUCGGCGGCGGUGCAGGUGAGGAGGCCCCAUCAUCCUCAUCCUCGCAGAGUGUGGUGUCACCAGACCCAACCGGGCAGCAGAGUCGCAAGAGGAAGCAAGGCAUGAAGGAGGGAGAGUUUGAUGACGAUGAUUACAGCCAGGGUGGGUCACACUCACAGGGCACCAAGUAUGCCAGAGAGAACCACAGCGAGAUUGAGCGCCGCAGGCGCAACAAGAUGACGGCGUACAUCGCCGAGCUGUCGGACAUGGUGCCCACGUGCAGCGCCCUGGCACGGAAACCGGACAAGCUGACCAUCCUGCGCAUGGCUGUGUCACACAUGAAGUCCCUCAGAGGAACAGGUAACACCAGUACAGAGGGAACCUACAAACCCUCCUUCCUCACUGACCAAGAGCUCAAACACCUUAUACUGGAGGCAGCGGAUGGUUUCCUGUUUGUGUCAGCGUGUGAGACGGGUAGAAUCAUCUACGUAUCAGACUCUGUGGUGCCCGUCCUCAACCAAUCACAGUCGGACUGGUUUGGCUCGACCUUGUACGACCUUGUCCACCCUGAUGAUGUGGAGAAGGUCCGUGAGCAGCUCAGCACGGCAGAGAACCCCAAUCAGGGCCGUAUCCUGGACCUCAAGACUGGAACAGUGAAGAAAGAAGGGCACCAGUCGUCCAUUCGUCUGUGCAUGGGGUCUCGACGUGGCUUCAUCUGUCGCAUGCGGGUUGGCAACGCCAUCCAGGACCCUUCCCAGCAUUCCCGGCUCGCCCACAUCCGGCAGCGGAACGGGCUGGGUCCGCCGGGGAAGGACGGGGAGCAGUACGCCGUGGUACACUGCACGGGGUACAUCAAGUCAUGGCCGCCCACAGGAAAACUUGCCGCUAAGCUGGUCAAUGCAGGUGUGGUGCUGGAACAGCAGGAUGCGGACGCGGAUGGCCACGGCAACAGCCACUACUGCCUGGUGGCGAUCGGCAGGCUGCAGGUGACCAGCUCCCCGAGCUGCAGCGACCUCAACACCACCUCACCCCCCACCGAGUUCAUCUCCCGACACAGCAUGGACGGCAAGUUCACCUUCGUGGACCAGAGAGUGAUCCCUGUCCUGGGAUAUCAGCCCACGGACCUGCUGGGGAAAACCUGCUUCGACUUCUACCAUCCCGAGGACCAGCCCAACUUGAAAGAGAGCUUCGAGCAAGUACUUAAGAUGAAGGGGCAGGUGAUGUCGGUGAUGUACCGCUGUCGGGCCAAGAACGGGGAGUGGGUGUGGCUGCGGACAAGCCUCUUCAGCUUCCAGAACCCCUACACUGAUGAGGUGGAGUACAUCGUGUGCACUAACACUUCAGUCAAGAACCUCCAACAGCAGCAGCAGCAGCAGGAGAUGGACAGACUACGAGCCAUGGAGGGGAAGGGCAUGCCUGCACUCACCUCUGCACAGUUCGACCCCACACAAGUACAGACUGUACAAGGUAUGGACCAGGAUGACAAGGCGAAGGACUUAUCUGGUUACCCAGACAACCGCGAGGCGUACCAGGCCACGGGGAACUACAUGAUGCCGUCCCCCGGCGUACAGGACCCCAACAAGCCGCUGGCCUCGCCUCCGGCAUAUGGUCCUGGGUCUGUCCAACAGAGCAUGGUAUCAGCUGGAGGGGCGCUGGCUGAGAUGGUCCGUCGACGACAGGGGCCCAAACCAGCCACUUGGUCAUCUCCUCCGUUUGCCAAUCAGACAUCCAACUCUCGCAACAGUAAACCCCAGUCCCCCACCUUCACCACCAUGGCAUCUGGGGCUGCAGCUGGCUACCCACCCACGGUGUCCCCAGCUGUCAGCUACAGCCCCACAGCAACAUCCCCGGGACCCACCUACACCCAGCUCAACUCCUCACAGAGGGUCUACCCAGGAUACCAGGGAGAAAAAGAUGGCGUCCCCCCAGGUAGCCUGGGUCCAUGGGCUGCACAGUGGCCGCAGGGGGCCUCGGCACAGUCUGGCACCAGCGAGCACCCCCCUCAACAGCCCCAGGAGAUGUUCCCUGACAUGUUGACCAUGUUAGACCAGCCCCCGACCGGCAGCAACUACAACAACGAGGACUUUGGUGACCUGUCCAUGUUUACAACCUUCUCCGAGUAAACAAACAAUGUUCACUGGAGGGAAAGUCUGUUGAUGUGGCAUAUCUAACAUUUCUGGAUCACAAUGCAAUGUUUUUAGGUGUGGUAAUGAUUGUUUCUAAAAAUAAUUCAGCCUGGGGCUCAAAAUCAUGAAGGUGUUAACGUGACUUUCAGUAGGUGAAUUCUACUUACUGUAUAAGUGAAACUGUCAACUGUUGUGUAAUCUGUACAUUACUGUUGCAUGUAAGUCCUGUAUUGUUUCUUUUUUUCCAAAUUAGAAGUUUCAAAUAUUUUGUUACUGAAAAAAAUUGAUGUACAUGUAAACAACUUUUGGCUCUGCUCUAGGUGUAUGCAAAUUUUUGAAUGUUUCUAAACAUGUAUGUAAAGUCUACAUACAGUAUCUAGUUUUGGUAACAAUUUAAACAAUAGACCAUUGUGUACGAUACAUGUAAAGAUGUUGUGCCCAUGAUACAAAUUGGUGAAUCUGUAUGGGGUUUGUUAUGUGUGAUGAUAUUGAUACAUGUAUCUUACGUCAUCAUAGUACUAUUUGUUGUAAAUGGACUGCUAGUAAGUACACGGGAUAUUUGUGAAAGCACAUCUGUAAGAAUCAAAGCACACCUAUCAGACAACCUAAAUAAAAGCCUUUACCUAUUUUUCCUUGGAUUUUAGGCAACGUAUUCUCUCAUCAGAAAGGUACAAACCUGAUUUAGGCAUGGGUAGCAUUUCACCAGAAUCAUGCAAGUCCAGUAUAUGUACUAGUAAUUGUUUAGAUUGAAACAAAGUCCAUUGUAAUAUGAUUGAUAAUGCCCUAAAUGGAAAAUACUGAGGUGUGAGGUAUCAGAAAUCUUUUGAGUACUCGUGCAGGAUAAAUGUGGUGUUCCUGGACUUUUACAAGGCUUGCACUUUUGAUGUGUCUGGCUGUACAAUUUUUGCUACAGUUGAACUGUUGUGUAUCACCAUUGGGGGUAAUAUAAUGAGAGCUAGUGCUAUGCAGAGCACAUUGUUUAGUCAUGGCAACAUUAUUUACUAUUUCUACUAUCAUCAGUUUUUUUAUUAUCUAACUUGGAGCUAAAUGUUCUGAAAUGGAAAAAUCUAUUUUACAUGUAUGUCACCAGCAUUUAAGUAUACUUUUUAUUGUGUAGAGUAUUGAAGCAUAAAAUGCUUUUAGGUUAAAUAAUUGUGUCACAGGUUAAGGAUGUGCCAUGGCUAUUCUUUUACCAUUGCAAUUUUAUGAUUUCUUAAAUAAGAAAGUCCUAGAAGGUUAUAGAACUUCACACAGUACAGUGGUGAAGUAGCUUGUGUAGUUUAGUAUUCAUGUAUCCAAGAUGCAAAUAAAGUGCUUGACUGUAGCUCAGAUAGACUGUGACAUACUGGAAUGUACUUUCAUUGUAGAAAAUCUUUAAUUGAAAGAUUUUGGCAGAUCAUGUUUAACUUAAUGGAUUAGCCAGUGGUGAAUAUAUUGUCUUGAUGUGCAGUAGUAAGAUGGUACAAAUGAUGACAGGUGUGUUAUGACACUUACUGGACACAUACUUGUGUAUGACAGUUACUACUGUUCACAUCUGUAUCAAAUGAUGUUCUGUUUUGUACUGAGAGCAUGUGAUGAUAUUUCCUGUAAAUUUCUUUUCCAUGUGCCAGUAUGGGUUAAAUAAAGGCUUGUUCUACAUUGUACCUGC